This is a messenger RNA of Dothidotthia symphoricarpi CBS 119687, 1849 nucleotides long. Its product is annotated as CoA-transferase family III. The coding region runs from base 264 to 1679 and encodes 471 amino acids. Gene Ontology annotation, molecular function: catalytic activity. The record is from RefSeq and is a predicted model, not a curated record. NCBI's taxonomy places the organism in Eukaryota, Fungi, Ascomycota, Dothideomycetes, Pleosporales, Dothidotthiaceae. The transcript has a single exon.
UCGCGCCCAUUGCGUCGCGUCUCACAGGCAAUGAUGUUGAUUCCUGACUCGAACGCUACUUUUCACGCAUCCCAGGGCUCCCUUUGUGCGACCGAAAGACUCCGAGGGCAAGAUUCACCUUCUUCUGAUGUGAAACCGGGUGCUUUCUACGUCCAAAGGCCCACUCCAUUGAAACCAAUCGCUCUUGGUUGAUCGCGCCCUGUGAGCGAAGGAGUAGCACUGCCGAUCAGUGCUUCAGUUGAUCAGACCUGAGGAGAUAUGCCAUGGACCGAUCAAGGUUCACGCCACACGACUCGGUCGCCUAUUUAUGGAUAGCUCUUGGUCUUCCAGAAGAGCCUUUACAUUCUCUCAGUCUCCCGAUUGACGCAGAGUGCUGUCCUUCUUCGUUCAAGGUCGAACACUUAGCACAGUCCACCAUUGCUACCUCAGCACUCGCAGCUGCCCUGUUUUGGUCCAUCCGCCACCAAUCUUCUGUUCCUCGGGUUACUGUUCCUGCCGAGCAUGCAUGUGUGGAGUUCAAGUCUGAGCGACUUUAUACGCUAGACGGCAAGCCGGCGCCCUCGGGCUAUAGCGCGGACCACCGCCUUUUCAAAACAGCCGAUGGGUAUGUCAGGAUACACGACUCAUUCCCGAAUCAUCGAGAGAACACUUCAAAGAUCCUGGGUCUGAGCGUAGACGCCACAAGAGCAGAUAUGGCGAAGAAGAUGCUGACAUGGAACUCUGUUGAUCUCGAGACCGAAGCAUUUCGGAACGGCACUGUCAUUGCGGCAGUACGCUCUUUUGAGCAGUGGGAUGCGCUAGCUCAAGCACGCGCGAUCGCAGACUUCCCUAUCUUGCUGAAUAAGAUUGGUAACUCUGCACCCUACCUGCCACCCGUACUCGAUACAGAUCUUGACAAUAAAUGUCUCCGCGGGAUCACUGUCGUUGAGAUGAGUCGAGUGAUAGCUGCCCCAGUAGCCGGGAAAACACUUGCAGUGCAUGGAGCGGAUGUUACCUGGAUUACAUCACCUACACUCCCCGAUCUUCCAGAUCUUGACAUUGAUUUAUCAAGAGGAAAACACAGGGUCCAACUUGACAUCAAACGAGAAGACGACAAAGCGAAGCUUCUCAAGCUCCUUGAAACGGCAGAUGUAUUCAUUCAAAGUUACCGUCCUGGAAGUCUCGCCGCCCAAGGCCUCUCUGCAGAAGAUCUUGUCAAAGCGAAUCCAACACUUAUUAUUGCGAGCUUGAACGCCUACGGUCCAGACGGUCCCUGGUCACACAAUCGAGGGUUCGAUUCUCUCGUACAAACCUGUUCAGGCAUUAAUUUCGCAGACGCUGAACGUUUUGGCACUGAUGAACCAGUACGCGUGCUACCCUGCCAAGCGUUCGAUCAUGGCGCUGGCUAUCUCCUUGCUUCUGGGAUUAUAGCAGCACUUUACAAACGUGCAACUGAUGGAGGGGCGUACAGUGUCAAUGUCUCCUUGGCCGGCGUGAUGAAGUACUUGAGAUCUCUGGGUCAGCAUGAGGGGAAAAGUGGGUUUGAUCGUAGGGACUUUACGCGGCCUGGUAAUGUGGAAAUGUAUCUGGAGACGAAGCAAACACCGUUUGGAGAAAUGAGAGCCGUCAAACACGCAGCACAUAUCGAGGGUGUAGAUGUUGGGUGGGAUACUACGUCUUAUGUGUCGACAAGCCGUUAAAAUGUAUGAUCUGACGUAAAGAGGUACUGGUAAUGCAAAUUUGACCAAGAUGAUACAUACUCCCAUCCUUGGCUUUACUUGCUCCAUAUUAAGUGUCUGAUUUGGGAAUGAAUUAUGUCAAUAUGUUGCGCAGAAGGGGUCCAUAGGCGGGGAAUCCCAGGGAAAACGAA